AUGGUUCACGCACAGAAAGACGCUGCUCCUCCUCCUCACACAGUCCAUGGUUCACGCACAGAAAGACGCUGCUCCUCCUCCUCACACAGUCCAUGGUUCACGCACAGAAAGACGCUGCUGCUCCUCCUCCUCACACAGUCCAUGGUUCACGCACAGAAAGACGCUGCUUCUCCUCCUCACACAGUCCAUGGUUCACGCACAGAAAGACGCUGCUCCUCCUCCUCACACCAGUCCAUGGUUGACGCACAGAAAGACGCUGCUCCUCCUCCUCCUCACACAGUCCAUGGUUCACGCACAGAAAUACGCUGCUGCUCCUCCUCCUCACACAGUCCAUGGUUGACGCACAGAAAGACGCUGCUGCUCCUCCUCCUCACACAGUCCAUAGUUCACGCACAGAGACGCUGCUGCUCCUCCUCCUCACACAGUCCAUGGUUCACGCACAGAGACGAUGCUGCUCCUCCUCCUCAUCACACACAGAGGUGUAACCAAUUACUGGGGAUUGACGCCUUUAUCCUGGAUUCUCCUGGGAGUGGGGAGCACAAACAGAGGAGCGGAAAGAGAGUGGGCGGCGGGUCUGGAGGAGAGGCUAUGGAGGAGGGGGCUCUGGAGGAAGGGGCUAUGGGAGGAGGAGGUGCUGGAGGGAGUAACUCCUCUGUCUCCUCCCUGUCUCCUCCAUCUGUCUCCUCCUUCUGUCUCCUCCCUCUUUCUCCUCCCUCUUUCUCCUCCCUCUGUCUCCUCCCUCUGUCUCCUCCAUCUGUCUCCUCCAUCUGUCUCCUCCCUCUUUCUCCUCCCUCUGUCUCCUUCCUCUGUCUCCUCCUUCUGUCUCCUCCCUCUGUCUCCUCCCUCUGUCUCCUCCAUCUGUCUCCUCCCUCUGUCUCCUCCCUUUGUCUCCACCCUCUGUCUCCUCCCUCUGUCUCAUCCCUCUGUCUCAUCCCUCUGUCUCCACCCUCUGUCUCCUCCCUCUGUCUCCUCCCUUUGUCUCCACCCUCUGUCUCCUCCCUCUGUGUCAUCCCUCUGUCUCAUCCCUCUGUCUCCACCCUCUGUCUCUUCCCUCUGUCUCCACCCUCUGUCUCCUCCCUCUGUCUCCACCCUCUGUCUCAUCCCUCUGUCUCCACCCUCUGUCUCAUCCCUCUGUCUCCUCCCUCUGUCUCAUCCCUCUGUCUCCUCCCUCUGUCUCCUCCCUCUGUCUCCUCCCUUUGUCUCCACCCUCUGUCUCCUCCCUCUGUGUCAUCCCUCUGUCUCAUCCCUCUGUCUCCACCCUCUGUCUCUUCCCUCUGUCUCCACCCUCUGUCUCCUCCCUCUGUCUCCACCCUCUGUCUCAUCCCUCUGUCUCCACCCUCUGUCUCAUCCCUCUGUCUCAUCCCUCUGUCUCAUCCCUCUGUCUCCACCCUCUGUCUCAUCCCUCUGUCUCCUUCCUCUGUCUCCUCCCCGUCUCCUCCCUCUGUCUCCUUCCUCUCCUCAGGAGCUCGUCUCUAA
Messenger RNA from Knipowitschia caucasica, 1476 nucleotides. The record is from the annotation of a GenBank genome assembly. Lineage: Eukaryota; Metazoa; Chordata; Actinopteri; Gobiiformes; Gobiidae.